AUGGCGCAGGCUGCUAUUGAAUCUGCUGUGAGUGGUGGCGCGUUGAUUGGGAGACCGGCAGGGGUCCUGAGGAUGAAGAGGAAGACUCCCUCGGAGCUGCGGGGAGAACAAUAUAAGAGACGCACUUCUGAAAAGAUUGCUGAUGAUCAGUUAUUUGCUUCUGCAGCAUUUGAUAGGCCAAGCAAUGGGCUUCGGAAUAUGGAACAACAAAAAAUACCCAAAUAUAUCAACACUCGUGUUACAGAGGUGUUCCCAGUUAAAAAAUCCAGAAACAUUGGAAAGGAAAACUGUAAGGAUGCUUUACUCAAUAAUGAGAAGGUUCCCAAAUUUGCUGAUACUGUAACUACUUCACAUUCCGUGUCAUCUUCAUUCCUGCGCGGUGACUCUGUUAAGUUGGACUCUUCUAUUCCAUCACUUGUGGAGGCAGCGAAACCAAGUUUCAGGAAAGCUGAGAAAUACAGUGAAAAUGCUCUACGGAGUGUAUCCGACCUACACAUCGGUGAUGACAAGCAACCUGCCUCGAACAAAUUUGAUAUGGAAAAAGUGAUGAAAGGGUUUGGAGCUCGUGAUGCUUCUGGAGCUUCCAAUGCCCCUAACGUACAAGUUGGUGAUCUUCCUUUGAAGUCUUCAGAAGUGUGCCCUUCUAAGAUAAAAAUUCCAGGAAAAAGAGCUCCUUUGGAUCUCACUUUAAAGACUACUCUGCAGUUCGUUUCAUCAUCUUCUGUGAAGUGGUGUCACAAUUUGAGUAUUGCUGGGCCCAUCACUCAUAGUUAUCGUGGUGGGUCUCAAAAUUCACGAUGCGCAAGGCCUGGGAAGGAAUUCUUGUUCUCAAGGGCACUGCAAUCAUGGGUAUAUCCACAGUCCCUGUUACCUGCUUCCAUCAUAUCUGCUAUGCUCUCAUCAAAUGCACGAGGAGAAAAUGAGUUCCUUCUCAAGAGGUAUCAGGACUGGGAAGACUCGUUUCAGAAUCUUUACUACAUGCUCCGCAAGAAUCAAUUGAACAUCUUUUAUGUUUAUACAGCACAAUUUGUUGCUCUAUUCAUCCGUGGAAAUUGUUUGGAGAAGCAGUCCUGUAAUGCCUACUUGUCACAAUCUACACGUGGCAUACGGUCACUACUGCGAAAACAUGGUGUUCGCUUUUCUAUGCCUCUUUGCAAUGCUGAAGUGGAGCAGGUUACUGACGAUGACCUGAUGGAAUUUUCAAAAAUCCAAACACUCAAUCUGGGCCAGACACUUCAUAUAGAUGCUUUAUCUGAGGUGGACAACACUACAGAGUCACUCCUUUCGUUUACUGGCAAUAAGAGCGUUCAUGGCUUAUAUGAUGUCUUGUUGAACUACAAGUCCUUUCUGAAUUCAUUAUCCGCCACAGACGUCCCAGUGUUAUAUUCACCGGCGCCAUUUCAAAAUGGUUGCCUCCAUAUUCCAGAGGUCAUAUGCAGGGAGAUGAGGAAAGCCGAUACUGGCCUGGCCUCUACUGGUUUAGAUGAAGAACCUGGAUCAGCGUUCGCUCCUCCGCCAGGCAACAUGUGUUACAGCAUGGAAAUAAAGGAUGUGGUUAUCCCACCGUGGGUUGCCUCCGGCAUUUGUGCUGCGAUGAGCUCAGACACGGAUCGUUUUGAUUUAACAAUCGGGACAGAGCCCUCCUCCAUGGGCUUAAAUGCCGCCUUCACCUCCAUAGGCGCGAGCGGCAGCCAGUCAAAGGCUCCUUCAGAGUCCUCUCCUGAAGGGUGCGAGGCCAUUGGCAUUCCCAGCGCCGUCUUGGUCCGCUCCUUGCACUCUGCCUCGCUCCGGCGCCUCAGUUACAACCAUGGCGAAUACCUCGCGCACACAACCGUGUGA
Molecule: messenger RNA, 1839 nt
Organism: Triticum turgidum subsp. durum (durum wheat)
Lineage: Eukaryota; Viridiplantae; Streptophyta; Magnoliopsida; Poales; Poaceae
Source: the annotation of a GenBank genome assembly